Daldinia decipiens is the source of this 1398-nucleotide messenger RNA. Its product is annotated as ketopantoate hydroxymethyltransferase-domain-containing protein. Gene Ontology annotation, molecular function: magnesium ion binding; 3-methyl-2-oxobutanoate hydroxymethyltransferase activity. The transcript is spliced from 2 exons. Gene Ontology annotation, biological process: pantothenate biosynthetic process. Bases 260 to 1285 code for a protein of 341 amino acids. Gene Ontology annotation, cellular component: mitochondrion. The record is from RefSeq and is a predicted model, not a curated record. Lineage: Eukaryota; Fungi; Ascomycota; Sordariomycetes; Xylariales; Hypoxylaceae.
UAUCAAGGACUUUUAGAUGAUGAAACUGAUGAUGAAAAGGAAUGACUUGUAUUAAAAGUGGAUGAUACUAUGUAAAAUGGGUGUGUGCGACCAUAAAUGGUACUUAUACUAAAAAUAUGAUCACAUGAUCAGGAUCAAGGUCACCUGAUACACCAGCACCAGUUCACUAUUCGUUUCUCUCCGUUUCAACUUCAAUAGUCAUAUAUACUAAGAAUACACAUUUCAUCAAAUCGCAUUCGCUCUAAUCAAUUCCUAACAAAUGGCGCACAUUCUAUCUAGGUCACGUGCUUUACUACCAUGUCGAGCGAUAUCAUCACCAAACACUGCCGUCGCUAGUGCUAGACAAUCACCCUCAUUAUGGCAACAACAAAUAUUUCACCAACAAAGAUGGAGCUCCCACUCUCCUCUAGGCAUAGGGUUAGAUCCUUCAAGAAAAAAGGUAACCAUAGGAACUCUUCAAUCCAUGUAUAAAAAGGGGGAACCUAUCACGGUCAUGACUGCCCAUGAUUUUCCAAGUGCACAUGUCGCAGAUGCUGCUGGAAUGGACGUAGUGCUUGUCGGAGAUAGCCUAGCGAUGGUCGCUUUAGGGAUGGAAGAUACUAGUGAAGUAACAGUUGAAGAUAUGUUGCUACACUGUCGAUCUGUCGCACGUGCCACCAAAGCAGCUUUCACAGUCGGGGAUCUUCCCAUGGGGUCGUAUGAAAUCUCGCCGGAGCAAGCACUAGAAACAGCCAUACGAUUCAUCAAACAGGGCCGUGUCCAAGGUAUCAAGUUGGAAGGAGGAAUAGAGAUGGCACCAACCAUUGCGAAGAUAACCAAAGCCGGUAUACCUGUCUUAGGCCAUAUCGGGCUUACGCCCCAGCGCCAAGGAGCCCUUGGUGGAUUUAGAGUCCAGGGGAAAACGUCAAAAGGUGCAAUGAAAGUCCUCGAGGACGCGUUGGCUGUCCAAGAAGCUGGAUGCUUCGGUAUGGUAGUGGAAGCUGUUCCAGCCGAAGUCGCAAGUAUCAUCACACAGAAGCUACGCAUCCCGACAAUCGGAAUCGGUGCAGGAAAUGGUUGUUCUGGCCAGGUGCUCGUCCAGGUCGACAUGAUCGGUAAUUUCCCGCCGGGUCGUUUCAUUCCUAGGUUCGUAAAACAGUAUGGUAAUGUGUGGGCUGAAAGCCUUAGAGCGAUCGAGUCUUAUCGGGAGGAGGUGAAAACCCGCCAAUACCCAGCUCCAGAACAUACAUAUCCUAUUUCUCCCGGUGAGCUCGAGGCGUUCAUGAGAGAUAUUGAGAAGCUAUGACGCGAUAUCAAUCGCUUAGUUGGAUUCUGCAUUAUACCAUAGACUGAUAGAGGGUCAAAGGCGCGACCAUCCAGUUUGGUUUAACAGUGUCAGCAUAGAUGGGCGUUUAAGGA